Messenger RNA from Closterium sp. NIES-65, 6846 nucleotides. The record is from the annotation of a GenBank genome assembly. NCBI's taxonomy places the organism in Eukaryota, Viridiplantae, Streptophyta, Zygnematophyceae, Desmidiales, Closteriaceae.
AUGCUCGUUAUAGUAUUUCGGAGGAUGGAAGCGGAUUCGUCGACAGUUCCGGUUCAGCCAAUCGUGGUCGCGGAUUUAAUGGAGCCCUCGGAUAGGCUAGCGUCGGACCAGAAUGUAACGCAGUUCGUUCAGUCGUUCAUUACCAAGGUAGUGCAGGAUAUCGAGGUCGCUUUUAACCCGGCGCAUACUCAAUCUCUCGACGAUGGCGCGUUUGACCUCGCAGUAGCACCCAUCAACUCGGCAGCCACCGACGGAAGCCUAGUCGAAGAUAAGGAUAUGCUAGACGUUAAGUACUGGGACGUGAACAUGCUUGCAGGUUCAGUUACCGACCCAGCCAAGACUUUAGGCGGAGACGGGAAAGUAGUAACCGUGAAAGCCGGCGCGACUGCCGCUAUAGGGCUUCCGCCAGGCGCCGUGGCCACUGUUCCUGUUGGUUUUAGCGCAAAUGGCGCCGGAAAUCCCGUGGGAACCAUGGCGGGAGGCGGAGUGAUCAUUCCUGACGUGGAUCCGGAGAAGGAGGGCGAGUCGGAGGUGAAGAUAACGAACAAGCUGCGGCGCGAUGCGUUCCUGGUGUUCCGCGCGCUGUGCAAGCUGUCUAUGAAGGCUCCCCCGGCGGAGGGGGUGGUGGAUCCGUUCGCUGUGCGCGGCAAGGUGGUCUCGCUGGAGCUGCUGAAAAUCUGCCUUGAGAAUUCUGGCGCUGUCUUUCGCACCAACGAGAGGUUCGUGGGCGCAGUGAAGCAGUACCUGUGCCUGUCGCUGCUCAAGAACUGCACGUCUUCGCUCAUGUCCGUCUUCCAGCUCUCCUGCUCCAUCUUCUUCUCCCUCCUCACGCGCUUCCGCUCCGUCCUCAAGGCCGAAAUCGGCGUCUUCUUCCCCAUGAUCGUGCUGCGCGUGCUGGAAAACGUUGCCCACGCCAAUUUCCAGCAGAAGAUGAUCGUGCUGAGGUUCCUGGAGAGGCUCUGCGUGGAUCCGCAGAUUCUGGUGGAUAUCUUUGCCAACUAUGACUGCGACGUGGAGUCCACUGUCAGCAUCUUCGAACGGAUGGUGAGCGGGCUGCUCAAGACAGCACAGGGAGUGCCGCCCGGCGCGGACUCAACGCUGAACGCGGCCCAGGACCAGCAGCUGCGCCUGGCCGCCAUCAAGUGCAUGGUGGGGGUGCUGCGCUCCAUGGGCUCCUGGACCAACCGCCAGCUCUGCGUCACCGCAGGCCCCAAGGUCGCCGCGGAAAUCGGCGCUGCUGCUGCAGCGGCAGCCGCGUCGGCAGCGGCAACAGCAGCAGCGGCUGCGGCGGCGGCGGCAGGGGAAGGGGCGGCUCCUGUGGCUGUUCCGGAUCUUCUGUCGGGGGAUCUGCUGCCGGAUUUUGUGAAUCCCAGGACUGGGGUGUUGCCUGUUGCGAAGUCAGAGGAGGCUUUGGAGGAGGAGGCGCUUGGGGGGAUGCCUGCAGCUGGGGUGAGCAGUGGAAAUGAGAUUUCAGAGGCUUCAAUUCUGGAGCAGAGGCGGGCUUAUAAGCUGGAGCUGCAGGAGGGGAUAAACCUGUUCAACAAGAAGCCAAAAAAGGGGAUAGAUUUUCUGAUCAAGGCGAAGAAACUGGGCGAGGGUGCGGAGGAGAUAGUUGCGUUUCUGCGCAAAACAGAGGGGCUGGAUAAGACCAUGAUUGGAGAUUUCCUAGGGGACAGGGACGACAUGAGCAUCAAGAUCAUGCAUGCCUACAUGGACUCAUACAACCUCUCUGGAAUGGACUUUGACGAGGCCAUUCGAGCAGUGCUGCUGGGGUUCAGGCUGCCAGGCGAAGCGCAGAAGAUUGAUCGCAUCAUGGAGAAGUUUGCUGAGCGCUACUGCCCUCUAGGCUUUGACAAGGCUCACUGGUGGCUAUGCUGCUGGGCUGCAGGAAUGGACUUUGACGAGGCCAUUCGAGCAGUGCUGCUGGGGUUCAGGCUGCCAGGCGAAGCGCAGAAGAUUGAUCGCAUCAUGGAGAAGUUUGCUGAGCGCUACUGCCGCUGCAACCCCAAGGCGUUCACCAGCGCCGAUACUGCCUACGUGCUCGCUUACUCUGUGAUUAUGCUCAACACGGAUGCGCAUAACCCUGGCGUCAAGACCAAGGUGAGAGCGCGUGAUGAUAUGAUCGAUGUAGCCCCUCAAAAAGCUGUCACAGAGGCGGAUACGGCGCGUCCUUCUCUUCCACCCCCCCUUCCCUUCCACGCCUCCUCCUCUUCCAUGCACCCCCUUCCCACCCAUACAUCCUGCUUCCUCCCUUCCCAGAUGAGUAAAGCCGACUUCCUGAAGAACAACCGUGGAAUCGACGACGGGAAGGACAUACCAGAGGAGUUUCUGGGCGGGCUGUACGACCGCAUCACACGGAACGAGAUCAAGAUGAAGCCGGAGAUCCUGGGGCCCGGAGGAGUGGUGUCCAAGGCUGCAGUGAGCAGUGCGGCGGGCAACGCGCUGCUGGGGCUGGAGAGCAUUCUGAACCUCAUGUCGGGACGCACGAGGGCCACCACGGAGCUGGAGACAAGUGAUGAGGUGGUGAAGCACAUGCAGGAGCAGUUCCGUGCCAAGGCGGGCAAGUCAGGGUCGGUGUUUUACGCCGCCUCAGACGUGCAGAUCAUCCGCCCCAUGGUUGACGUGGUGUGGGCGCCCAUGCUAGCCGCGUUCUCCGUGCCCCUGGAGACCACGGAGGAGGAUGCUGUCACGGAGCAGUGCCUGGAGGGGUUCCGAUACGCCGUGCACGUCACUGCUGUGAUCGGCAUGCACGAGGCUGUCACGGAGCAGUGCCUGGAGGGGUUCCGAUACGCCGUGCAUGUCACUGCUGUGAUCGGCAUGCAGAUGCAACGCGAUGCGUUUGUGACGUCGCUGGCCAAGUUCACGUCGCUGCACUCCGCAGCAGACAUCAAGCAGAAGAACGUGGACGCCAUCAAGUCUCUCCUGCUGGUAGCAGAGGACGAUGGCAACUACCUGCAGGACGCGUGGGAGCACGUGCUCACGUGCGUGUCGCGCUACGAGCACCUCCACCUCAUCGGCGAGGGCGCCCCCACCGACUCCCACUUCUUCUCCGCCGCGCCGCAGCUCCCCACUCUCUCAAACACCACCCUCCCCCAACCUUCGCCCUCUCAUCCCUUCCACUGUCGUCCCUCCCCUUUCUGCACUCCCACCCACACUCAUUCCCCUCCAUACAGAGCCUGCUGCUGCACCUCCACCUCAUCGGCGAGGGCGCCCCCACCGACUCCCACUUCUUCUCUGCCGAGCUGCAGCUCCCCACUCUCUCAAACACCACCCUCCCCCAACCUUCGCCCUCUCAUCCCUUCCACUUCGUCCCUCCCCUUUCUGCACUCCUUCCCAACCCCCCACCCACACUCAUUCCCCUCCAUACAGAGCCUGCUGCUAGUAGCGGAGGACGAUGGCAACUACCUGCAGGACGCGUGGGAGCACGUGCUCACGUGCGUGUCGCGCUACGAGCAUCUCCACCUCAUCGGCGAGGGCGCCCCCACCGACUCCCACUUCUUCUCCGCCGCGCCGCAGCUCCCCCCGCUCACCCAGCAGCAGCGCCCGCAGCCGCUGGAUCCCCAGGGGAAGAGGGGCGGAGGGAGGGGGGUGGCAGCGUCGGUGUAUGGGGGCGGGGAGGGGCGUGGGGUGGUUGGGGGGGGGCAGAGGGAUGCUGGGACGCCGCGGGGGAGUGCGGGGGACGCUGGGACGCCGCGGGGGCAGGCAAAGAGGUUUGGCGAGGGAGGCGAGGCUCCUGCCUGGAAGAAUGUAACUGGGAAGCUGCACCAGGUGGAGAAGCUAGUGAGGCGAGGGUCAUACGACCCACAGGGGAUGAUCGCCGGAGGACCCACAGGGGUGGGCGUGGGCGUGUCCCUCUCGCACCUCUCCCCCGACCAGGUGCAGCUACUGGUGGCUAACCUGGGUCUGCUGGAGCAGGUGGGAUCGGACGAGGUAUCGCGUCUCUUCUCCCGCAGCGAGCGCCUCAACGGGCAGGCGAUCGUGGAGUUCGUGAAAGCCCUCUGCAAGGUUUCUCUGGAGGAGCUGCGCUCGCCCACGGAGCCCAGAGUCUUCUCUCUGACCAAGAUCGUCGAAAUUGCCCACUUCAACAUGAGCCGCAUUCGGCUCGUCUGGUCGCGAAUCUGGGCUGUGCUGGCAGACUACUUCGUGACGGUGGGAUGCAUGCCCAACCUCUCAGUGGCCAUGUAUGCCAUUGACAGCCUGCGCCAGCUGGCCAUGAAGUUCCUGGAGCGCGAGGAGCUGAGCAACUACAACUUCCAGAACGAGUUCCUCAAGCCGUUUGUGGUUGUGAUGAGGCGCACUGCGAGCGUGGAGAUCCGGGAGCUGAUUAUUCGCUGCGUGUCGCAGAUGGUGUUUGCGCGCGUGGGGAACGUCAAGUCCGGCUGGAAAAUCAUGUUCAUGGAGUUCAACACAGCAGCCACCGAUGACAACAAGAACAUUGUCCUUCUCGCAUUCGAGACAAUAAAAAAGGUCGUGUUCACCACAGCAGCAACGGACGACAACAAGAACAUCGUCCUCCUCGCAUUCGAGACAAUAGAGAAGGUCGUGUUCACCACAGCAGCAACCAACGACAAUAAGAACAUCGUCCUUCUCGCUUUCGAGACAAUUGAGAAGGUGUUCACCACAGCAGCCACGGACGACAACAAGAACAUCGUCCUUCUCGCCUUCGAGACAAUUGAGAAGGUCGUGCGGGAGUACUUCCCCUACAUCACCGAAACCGAGACCACCACCUUCACCGACUGCGUCAACUGCCUCAUCGCGUUCACCAACUCGCGCUUCAAUAAAGACGUCUCCCUUAACGCCAUAGCCUUCCUGCGAUUCUGCGCACUGAAACUCGCCGAGGGGGAUCUGGGGGCGAGUGCACUGGAGAGGGAGAAGGGGCUGAGUCCCUCUCAGGUGUCACACCUGCCGGGGCACCCGGAUGGGGAGGAGUUUACCGACAAAGAUGAUCACCUCUACUUCUGGUUCCCGCUACUUGCUGGUCUGUCCGAGCUGACCUUUGACCCGCGGCCAGACAUCCGCAAGAGUGCCUUAGAGGUCCUCUUCGACACCCUCCGCUUCCACGGCCACAUGUUCUCCGCCGCCCUCUGGGAGCGCGUCUUCGAGUCCGUCCUCUUCCCCAUCUUUGAUUAUGUUCGCCGGGCCUCCGAACCCCAGCACGGCGAGCCCGGUGGGAUGAUGCUCGGAGCCAAGAGAGGAGGCAGGGGAGGAGGAGGAGGGGAAGGAGGUGGAGGAGGUAAAGGAGGGAAGGGAGAGGCGGGAGGGGUGCUUGGAGGAGGGAGAGGGGGAGAGGGAGCAGGAGGAGGAGUGGACGUGCCGAUUCACAAGCACUCGCAUCACAAGGGCGCGCCGCUCUCCCGCCACCCGUCCACGUCAGAAGACGAGCGGCUCCGGGCGGCGAGAAGCGGCAGUCCCGAUCCGGCAUCCGAACUCGAGAUGGAUGCAUGGCUGUAUGAAACCUGCACUUUAGCGCUUCAGCUCGUAGUGGAUCUCUUUGUGAAGUUUUACAGUAAAGUGAGCCCGCUUCUAGGGAAGAUUCUCGCGCUCCUGACGUCAUUUAUUCGCCGGCCGCACCAGAGCCUAGCAGCGAUUGGCGUGGCGGCGUUUGUGAGGCUCAUGAGCAACGCUGGAGGUCUGUUUUCCGAGGAGAAGUGGGAUGAGGUGCUGACAGCACUUAAGGAAACAACAGGGACGACCCUUCCUGACCUGGCUGGGGUGGUGAAGGCUGCAGAUUUGGAGGACGAGGAGGAGAGGGAGAUGGAGCGGCAGCAGCAGAUUAAGGAAGCCAGGAGGUUUGAUUUCACGAGGGAUGAGGACGAGGAGGAGCAGAAGCAGCAGCAUCAACAGCUGGCUGCAGCGGUUGCAGAGGCAGUCGGUGCUGCUGCAGGUGGUGGUGGUGUGGAUGGGGGAGAGGAGGAGGGAGUGGAAGUUAAGAGGCCGAUGACCUUGGCAGAAGCUGUGGCGGAUGUGCGGUGCAAGAUUGCAGUGCAGCUGCUGCUGGUGCAGGCAAUGACGGAGAUAUUCAGCAUGCACGGAGCGGCCCUCUCCGCCCCGCACACCCUCAUCCUCCUCGACUCGCUCCACCGAGUCGGCACGCACGCCCACGCCAUCAACUCAGACCGCCUGCUGCGCUCGCGCUUGCAAGCCCUCCACCUGGCGACGCAGAUGCCCGAUCCGCCGCUGCUGAGGUUAGAGAGUGAGGCGCUCCAUGCGUACCUCAGCUUGUUGCAGCGCCUGCCACGGGAGAAGGCGCAGCUGGCCAAGGAAGUGGAUGUGGAGCUCCGGCUGGUGAUUCUCUGUGAAGAGGUUCUCCGGAAGGGUGGUAUCAUUUUAUGCGGGGAAGGUAGGUUAGAGAGUGAGGCACUGCACGCGUACCUCAGCCUGCUGCAGCGCCUGCCACGGGAGAAAGCUCGGCUAGCCAAGGAGACUCCAUGCCUGCAAGCACUCCAUGUGGCCACUCAGAUGCCCGAUCCGCUGCUGCUGAGGCUGGAGAGUGAGGCACUGGAGUCUCAGGUGUAUGUGGGAACGUCUCAGGGCAAGCUCGCACUCAUGACUGAAGACCCAAGAGGUGCAGACGCCCCGCCCCUCCCUCCCAUACCUCUCGCCGUACCUCUCGGCUCGGCUCGGCGUCGGGAGCUGGUGGCUCGGGCGCCGCUGGUGGUGGCUACACUUCAGGCGGUUACUGCAUUGAAGGACGCAGCGUUUAAGAAGCACCUGGCGCGAUUCUUCCCGUUGCUGGCGGAUUUGUACGACGCGGGCGAGUUCAGAAGGUCCUGCAUCGUGGCCAAGUACGUGUUGCCGUCGGCAUUGGUGAGCGACGACGCGUCGCGAAAGACUCCCCUAGUGUAA